This is a messenger RNA of Tribolium castaneum (red flour beetle), 935 nucleotides long. Its product is annotated as GILT-like protein 1. Gene Ontology annotation, molecular function: oxidoreductase activity, acting on a sulfur group of donors, disulfide as acceptor. Lineage: Eukaryota; Metazoa; Arthropoda; Insecta; Coleoptera; Tenebrionidae. The transcript has 4 exons. Bases 267 to 902 code for a protein of 211 amino acids. The record is from RefSeq and is a predicted model, not a curated record.
ACAUAAGAAUUGACAAUUUCAGCUUUUCUUAUGUAAAAUUAUCCCAGAAUUCCAAAUCUGUUUACACUUUCCGUCUACGAAAAACUGUUUUGGAGAAAUCAGCUUAUUACAAAGUAAACGAAAACACUAAUAACACAUUAAAAAUCAAUUAGAUACUAAAUUUGAAUAUCCAGUCCGGUCCUGAUUUAAUAUAAUGUAAUGAGGGCUCGUGUCCUGACUUAUGCGUAGUCUUGUGAAACACACUCCAAGUGAAUCUCUUCGUAAAAAUGAAACUUUAUUUAAUUGUAAUCACACUUUUCAAAUUCUCGUAUUCGUUGAAAGUAUCCCUGUAUUACGAAUCCCUUUGUUACGACAGCUCAAGAUUCAUAACACGCCAACUCACCCCUAAUUACUCACAACUCAAAAAUUACAUUCAACUCGAAUUCAUCCCUUAUGGCAAAGCUACACACAAUUACGUUAAUCGUCGAUGGAUCUUCGACUGCCAACAUGGCCCCAACGAAUGCCAAGGCAACAAAUACCAAGCUUGUGCUUUGGCACAAAACAGUGGACAAGAUAAGGAUUUGGCAUUUGUUGAUUGUGUGAUGCGUGAGCGAAAUCCGGCUGAUGUUGAAAAAAUUAAAAAAUGUGCUCAAAGGGUUGGAAUUAAUUGGGGGAAAAUCAUCAAAUGUGCAACGACCAAUCAAGGAGAUGAUUUGUUAGCUAAACAUGGCUCUAGGACCUAUGAUCUUGAACCAAAUAUUUCAUUCGUUCCAACUGUGGUCUAUGAUGAUCAGUUUGAUGAUAAUCUGCAGGAAAUGUCGCUUGUGGACUUUGCAGCUGUUGUCUGUAGCAAGAUUAGAAGCGAUAAACCGCGAAUUUGUGAUAACAAGACGUUACCACAAAGGAGAUUUUUUUCAAUGUAAAGUAAUUUAUAAAUAAAAACGUUAUCUAAAGAA